CUUUUUUAUUACUAAUGACAUUGAUCACUUCUGUCAAGGAUUAUAUCAAACGACACAGAAAGGGAAUCUUUAUUACUACUGCUAUUGCAGGAGGAAGUUACCUUGCUGGUAAAUAUGCUGCAGCAAAAAUAAGAGAUAUGCAAGAAAAAGCAACAGCCGAGAGACUGGCCAAAGAAAAUCUAAAACGUCGAUUCCAACAAAAUCAAAAUGACUGUGUAUUCACUGUCUUGUCACUCUUGCCUACUUUGGGUCAGCAAAUACUAGACGAGCUGAAUAUUGAAGCUGAAUGGGCAAAACUUCAGAAAUCAAGAGAUUUAGAAAAAGUGGAAAAGAAGCUAAAGGAAGAAAGAGAAAUGGCAUACGUGAUCAAGGAGGAAAAGGAGAUAGAUCAACAAGAGGAAGGCGCAAGUAGCACCUUGGACUCUAGUAUUGUUAGUUUAUCUACCUCUGAACACUCGGAGGAUAGUAACGCGACUCUUCCACCGGGUAUUUUGGAUAAAAAACAAAAACAAUUGAUCUGGGAAGACAUAAAGCUAAAGAGCUUCAUACGCACAUUUACGUCUAUUUACUCAAUCACUUUUCUUACCUUGCUCACACAUAUUCAAUUGAAUCUCCUUGGUCGGUUUACAUACAUGUGGUCUGUCUCUGUCUUGAACAAGAGUGAGCCUACCAUACGCUUGCAACAAGAAGGACAGCAGGCAGAUGCGGGCUAUCUUAAUCCUCAGACUGAACAUAUGUUCUUGAGCGCAUCUUGGUGGUUGAUCCAUCGUGGAUGGAAGCAGUGUGCUAAAAGAGUUGAGGAAGCCGUGGAUGAGGUCGUCUCUGGUAUUUCUCUUAAACAAUCCUUCAACUACCAUGACGCAGAUGAAUUAGUACAAAAGCUUAGAAAGCGCAUUGAGUAUGACCAGAAUGAUGAACCUAUUAGCUAUCGUACUUGGAUGUUGCCAGAGACGGAAGAGGAAGAAGUGGAAUACCUCACUCAGACAGGGUUUGGAGACAAUGUUCAUCAACAGGAGACAUCUACCAUCACUUUACGUAAAUUAUUGGAUGAGACAAAGGAUUAUAUCGAUAGCUCUGACUUUCAUCAAGUGUUGAACAGUUGCUUAAAUGAAGUAUUUGCUAUAUUUGAUCAUCAUGCAUUUGUAAAGUCACUCUUGCCUGAUUUGGAACCUACUGUUCCCAGCAUACAAGAAGUUUCGCAAGAACAAGAAACACAACCUCAAGAGAAAUCAUUGACACUUGCUAAACUAUUACCUAUCAUCAGUCGUCAAGCUCACUUGGUUAUUGCUGGAAAUGAAUAUCUUAAUGCAUUUGCUUAUAUUAAAGAACUUCAAGCGUUCUCAGCAGUGAUUUAUACCCAAUAUGACUCAGAAAUGGAUGCAUGAAAAGGUUCAAAGAAAAUCAAUAGUCGCAGGCGGUAACCUAUCUGGAGAUUCGUGUUUUUGUCCAGAUGAUGAAUUCGUUCGUAUAUAAAACGCAUUAGCUUUUUAGACCCAUUAUUUAAUUUAUUAUUUUGAGUUACAAUCAAUACUAACGUAAGAGUACAGUGGAUAGUAGUUGUUAUGAUACUACUUCUCUAGAGAUAAGGGAUGUCGACCUGUUUGAUAUUUCUUUAUCAGUGGCUUCUGCACUAUUUAAAGAUAUCUUGUGCCACAACUCUAUUUUUUUUUUUUUCGCACAAAAGAUUUCUAGACAAAGCAUGGCUUCUAUUUUUAUCAGUAAUAGGGCUUCAGUAUGAGUGGGGGUACGACUUUGUUUUUGGGGAGUGAUUUAGCCGUAAAAAUCAAGUUAACUUGCACGAGUUUAGACAAAAUGCAUACAGUUGUACAGGCUUAAAUUGAUCCCUC
Rhizopus microsporus ATCC 52813 is the source of this 1847-nucleotide messenger RNA. Its product is annotated as Peroxin-3. Gene Ontology annotation, cellular component: peroxisomal membrane. Gene Ontology annotation, biological process: protein import into peroxisome membrane. The transcript has 6 exons. NCBI's taxonomy places the organism in Eukaryota, Fungi, Mucoromycota, Mucoromycetes, Mucorales, Rhizopodaceae. The record is from RefSeq and is a predicted model, not a curated record. Gene Ontology annotation, molecular function: protein-macromolecule adaptor activity. Bases 15 to 1385 code for a protein of 456 amino acids.